AUGGAGGUUGCGGAGCUCUCCGAGACACAGCGCCGGCUACGGACACUGCUCGCUGGAGGUCUGGCCGGCUGCAUAGCAAAGAGUGUUAUUGCGCCGUUUGACAGGAUCAAGAUCCUUUUUCAGGCACGCAAGCCAGAGGUCGUCCCAUACGCCGGGCGCAUCUCUGGGGUCUUCCGUGUGAUGAGAAUUAUUUUUCACCGCGAUGGUCUUUUUGGACUUUACCGCGGACAUUCUGCCAUGCUCCUGCGUAUUUUUCCAUAUGCUGGGACAAACUUUCUCGCCUAUGAGCAAUUCAAGAGGUGGAUUCAUCUGCCCGAAGGCAUAGGAUAUGAUUCGCUUCAUAAACUCCUAUGUGGGUCUAUGGCCGGCGCCACAGCAGUUACUCUCACAUAUCCCUUGGAUAUGAUACGCGCGCGAUUAGCUUACCAACUAGGUCAUGAUUUUUCUACCAGUGGUAGUGCAACCUCUAAUUCUGCCGUUGUUUUAGACUCUGAUGUCGCUUCAGCGACAAGGAUCAAGCCUGAAGCUCCCAAGAACGUCUUCUGCACUUAUGGAAGUAGUAGAUCGCCAAUGGCACGGCUCUUUUUUGGGCAGUCUUUUCCGCCUGCGCUUGGUCGGGUCUGGGGACGAACUCUUUCUACGAUUUUCUUUGAUGCUGGUGGAAUUUCGCGCUUUUACCGCGGCUACUCCGCCUCGCUUUGCGGAAUUGUACCGUACGCUGGGGUCUCAUUUUGCGUUUUUGAGACCUUGAAACGGAUCUUUUCUUGUGAUAAGAAUGUUGCGAAAAAGUUCCUUGCAGGGCUAGUCGCAGGUGCCUGCGGGCAGACAGCAGCGUAUCCUUUUGACGUUGUUCGGCGUCGAAUGCAACUGGAUCGCGUUGCAUCACAUAUCCCCGUAUAUCGCUCAAUUUUCGAGGCAUUGUCCGAUAUUUAUCGGACAUCUGGCGUUCGAGGGCUGUACAUUGGUAUUUCGAUAAAUUAUAUGAAGGUCGCACCAGCAACGGCGAUCUCCUUUGUGGUAUACGAAGCUCUCGCAGAGCGACUUGGGACCCCUAGACGGCUCCAGUAG
Mitosporidium daphniae is the source of this 1068-nucleotide messenger RNA. RefSeq names its product ADP,ATP carrier protein. The record is from RefSeq and is a predicted model, not a curated record. The transcript is spliced from 3 exons. NCBI's taxonomy places the organism in Eukaryota, Fungi, Microsporidia. The coding region runs from base 1 to 1068 and encodes 355 amino acids. Gene Ontology annotation, biological process: transmembrane transport.